This is a messenger RNA of Brassica napus (rape), 1434 nucleotides long. Its product is annotated as potassium channel KOR1-like. Bases 1 to 1434 code for a protein of 477 amino acids. The record is from RefSeq and is a predicted model, not a curated record. The transcript has 11 exons. NCBI's taxonomy places the organism in Eukaryota, Viridiplantae, Streptophyta, Magnoliopsida, Brassicales, Brassicaceae. Gene Ontology annotation, molecular function: voltage-gated potassium channel activity. Gene Ontology annotation, biological process: transmembrane transport; potassium ion transport. Gene Ontology annotation, cellular component: membrane.
AUGGAAUUUGCUUUCAUAGUUGACAUUUUACGUGGAUGGAUAUACGCCUAUCAUGAUAAUCAGCCCAUCGCUAAUGAUAGGUUUCUCCAUUGGUGUUACAGGAUCUGGUUACUUAAUCCUAGGAAGUUGGAACUUGUAGCUGUGGCUGCUGUCCCAUUGGCUAAUAUUAUCCAGUGGGAGUAUUUAAGGUGGAUUAAUAUUGUUCGGGCUAUGAGAGGAAAGGAGCUAUUAGAGAAACUUGAAAAAGUUGAAAGCUUCAACUAUGCUUUCAUCAUGUUCAUAAAGAUCAUGGCUAUCCAGUUAUACUGCAUACACACAACUGGAUGCAUGUUUUAUCAACUUGCCACAGAUUUUGAAGGUCUUCCUCAAAUAUAUCAAACUUGGAUGUCAGAUAUCCAAAUUGGCAACCAAAAUCUCUCAGGACUCGGGAAUGUGCAGAAAUACAUUGCAUCGACCUAUUUUGCCACUGUCACACUGUCCACCGUUGGCUAUGGAGACAUUCACGCAACUAAUCUGACUGAGAUGGUAGCUUUGGCAUGUCUAAUCAUCGUUAGCUUAACUGUGUGGACCUACUUAGGUGUCCAACUAGCAAACCUCUUUGGGAGAAGAUCGAAGAAGCAAAUAGUUGGAGAGAAGAUGGAUAAUCUGGAGAAGUAUCUGAAAGAAGCCAAAAUUGCUGAGAAUUUAGCUGAAGACAUCAGAGGUCAUAUGCAGAUGAAAUACAGUGAUGAUUACGAUAGGAAAAUUCUUGAAGAUGUUCCAGCUUGUCUCAUAGCCAAGCCGCAUAAUUCAUCAUUUACUAGCCCAUUCUUGCACGUACACAGUAAUCAUUACACAUCACGUUUCACGAUAAAUAAAAAUUUCAAUGAAAGCAUUAUCAGGAGUGUCUCUCUAUUCAACGGAUGUUCACCUGAAUUUUUUAAGCAUCUGGCUAGUGGGGCUCAACAAGAUUUUCAUCCCCCAGGAUGCACAGUCUUAAAAGAAGGAAAUAUUGUGAGCCAACUACACAUCUUAUACAAAGGAGGCUUGGAACUAUUGCAAGGAGAAACUGUACAUCCACCUCUUAGAAGGCCUACUACAGUAUUCGGAUUAGAAUCAUUUGUCUUGAAUGAACCUCUUCCACAUACUAUCCGAACCUACAAGGGGAGAGAUCCUGCUUUUGUUGAGAGGCUAUUGCAGUCGGUAUUUGGUAUUCAAAUGCAAAAUGAUGUGAUCAGGAAGGCAUCUUUGCUCAACCAUGCAAUAUUUUUUGAUGAUCUUGAGAAGGUUAAAAAGUUGAUCCACUGGGGAGUAAGCGUGGAUUCUGUCGAUUAUAACAACAUAAAACCAUUGGAUUUUGCAAUCAAUACAGGAAAUACAGAGAUCAUCAAAUUCCUCAUGAGUGUAGUAGCAGAAACGAACACUACAGGGAUAGAUCAAGAACAUGCUGAUUAA